AUGAAAUUCGAUAUUGUAAAAGCGAGUGUAGCUGAACAUCCUGAAGAUACCAUCUUCUAUCAAGCAUAUAAACAAUUAUAUUCUGGUACAUCUCAAAUAUUUCGACGGGGCAAUGACGAACAAGUUUGGAAAGCAAUCUAUGUUGGCAUGUUUAACGACGAUCAAGGUGGACCCUAUCGAGAUUCAUUAACGCGUAUAUGUGCUGAUUUAUGUAGUAGACGAUUACCAUUGUUUAUUCUUUGUCCGAAUGGACGAACAAACAUUAGGUCGAAUCGUGAUCGUUGGAUUCCGAAUAUUUUUCCAUCGAAUCGAUCCAUACCAGUUGAUAUUAGAAAUCAAUAUCGUUCUGUUAGACAACUCCUUGGUAUGGCAAUACAAGUUACAAUUGAAGAUAUUGAAGCUAUUGAUAUUUCAAGUUUUGCAAUUAUCAAUAAAAUGGAAGAAAAUAUUCGAAAAGUAAAAGAUCUCAAUGAAUGUAACGACGACGAUGUUAAAAACAACUGUGACUAUUUGUUUAGUAGUGUUAUGACUGAACUUACAUUUGAUGUCGUUGGUUCGACUGGACAAACUUAUGAACUUAUUCCAGGUGGUUCUCAUAUACCGGUAAUUGCUGUCAAUUUCGAAGAUUAUUGUAUGCGUUAUCGUCAAUAUCGUAUUAAUGAAUUUCAUCGACAAAUUGAAUUUAUUCGUCAAGGUUUGUAUAGUGUUGUACCAUGGGCUUAUUUAACUUUAUUCACAGCUAAUGAAUUAGAAGAAACUGUUUGUGGUAAAGGUUCUAUCGAUAUUGAAAUGCUAAAACAUCAUACAGAGUACAAAGAUUAUGAUGAAUCUUCACCGCAUAUCAAGCAAUUUUGGUCAGUUUUAAGUGAAAUUUUUAGUGAAGAACAGAGAAAAUUAUUUUUAAUAUUCAUUUGGGGACGAAGUACAUUGCCAUAUUGA
Molecule: messenger RNA, 939 nt
Organism: Rotaria sp. Silwood1
Lineage: Eukaryota; Metazoa; Rotifera; Eurotatoria; Philodinida; Philodinidae
Source: the annotation of a GenBank genome assembly